AUGUCCGCAUGUGUAGUGGUUCUAGUGGUUGCUGAAACAUCCCCUGGACUUCACAGUUCACACCGUGUAAAAAAAUCUGGCCCCUGCAACUGGGCAGCAUUGUCUAUUGACGUGUCCUUUGGGUUGGGCUGUGCAUUCUACUCUCUGUGGUGUGGACCUAGAGCAGGGGAAGACUUGGGACGCGGUGAUGCACACGCACAGGACCGUUGGUCUGCACUCUGUACUCUGUACUCUGUACCACGGACACCUCUCCUACACCUUCACCUUGGCUCUCCCAUCCCAUGCCAAUCCCUCUAUAAGUGCAGCCCGGGUGGCAUCACAGGCACCGUUCCAUGCCACAGGCAAAAUACCCACAAGAACCUCUCAAUCAAGAAGAACAUGGCACAGUCGGCGAAGCUGCUGCUUCUCCUCCCUGCCCUCCUUCUGCUCCUCCUUGUCCAAGCGCAAGGUGCACGGCCGGCGGCGGCGGCGGCGUCGAACGCGACGAAGCUCAGGCCCAGCAGCAAGUGCUUGGCGUCGAGCGUGACGGUGUCGCAGUCCAACACGGGCGACAAGGCCGGGUACGACCCGGUGUUCGAGGUGACGGUGCGCAACACCUGCCGCUGCGCCGUCCGCGGCGUCUACCUCCGCUCCGAGGGCUUCGCCAGCUCCGUCGCCGUCGACCCGCGCCUGUUCCGCCGGGACGGGCGCGACUACCUCGUCGGUGACGGGCGCCGGAUCGAGGCCGCCGCCGAGGUGCGCUUCCGCUACGCCUGGGACCGUGCUUUCCGGAUGACCACCGCCACCGUGCACGACGACUGCUCCUGACCGUACCUGAGUCGUCGCCGUCGUCCUGAAUCGAUCCAUGGCCGCCGUCGGCGAAGAUAAUCGAGCUGGUCAAUUUGGCUGCCUUACCUUACCUGCGCUGCGCAGACGAGACGAGCCUUCACCGGGUGAAGUGCAGUAGCUCUCCUGUAACGAGAGCAGGUUUUCCAGUCCUUGAUGAAACGGACUUGUUGUCGUGCUGGACAGGGAACUUAGUACUUUUAUAUACACUUGUGUUUAGUGCUUAGUUUGCUGAAUCAUAUAGUACUAUAAUACUAUUCCCUGUCCGAACAAAAAUGUAAUCUUAGUAUCGUAAACUAAGUCAAUGUUAGUUUAUGAUAUAUAUUAAAUAAAUGUCAUUACAUUCGUUCCAUGAUA
Messenger RNA from Sorghum bicolor (sorghum), 1182 nucleotides. RefSeq lists its product as uncharacterized. Bases 1 to 807 code for a protein of 268 amino acids. The record is from RefSeq and is a predicted model, not a curated record. The transcript has 3 exons. NCBI's taxonomy places the organism in Eukaryota, Viridiplantae, Streptophyta, Magnoliopsida, Poales, Poaceae. Gene Ontology annotation, biological process: cell fate determination.